GUGAUGGUGGACAGUGUGUGCUGAGACUUGAUAGGAGUAAGAACACCUGUAGGAGCUAUACAAUGAUCCCCAAAGCUAUGAUGGUGGUAAUGGCUGGCCAACUGGUGGUCUCUCUAGCCAACCCUGAAGCUUCACCCUCAGGCGGCUAUGGUGGCUAUGGAGGUGGUUAUCGUGGCUAUGGCGGUGGUUAUCGUGGCUAUGGCGGUGGUUAUGGUGGCUAUGGCGGUGGCGUCUAUGGUGGAUAUGGUCGUGGUGGAUAUGGUGGCUAUGGAAGCAGCUACGGUGGAUUUAGUGGAUUUGGCGGUUUUGGUCGUGGAUUUGGCGGGUUUCGUCGUGGAUUUGGCGGUUAUGGAGGUGGCUAUGGAGGUGGUUAUGGAAGAGGCUACGGCGGUGGCUACGGGUAUGGAGGUGGAUAUGGCUACGGGCGCUGAGGUAAUGUUGAGACAGAGACUCAGUAGUGGUGCAGAGGUAACCUGGGCGUCCGAUUUAAUGUAUUCAAAAUAAAGAAUGACAAAUUUA
Molecule: messenger RNA, 519 nt
Organism: Homarus americanus (American lobster)
Lineage: Eukaryota; Metazoa; Arthropoda; Malacostraca; Decapoda; Nephropidae
Product: neuropeptide-like protein 31
Exons: 3
Coding region: 63-431 (122 amino acids)
Source: RefSeq, a predicted model, not a curated record